This is a messenger RNA of Nicotiana attenuata, 1824 nucleotides long. Its product is annotated as coiled-coil domain-containing protein 94 homolog. The record is from RefSeq and is a predicted model, not a curated record. Gene Ontology annotation, biological process: mRNA splicing, via spliceosome. Lineage: Eukaryota; Viridiplantae; Streptophyta; Magnoliopsida; Solanales; Solanaceae. Bases 96 to 989 code for a protein of 297 amino acids. The transcript has 8 exons. Gene Ontology annotation, cellular component: U2-type catalytic step 1 spliceosome.
AUAUUUUCCCAAAAGAAAACUCGGCAAACCAUCGUCUCUCUCACACACACAGAAAAUCGAAUUUGAGAAUUUGGGACUGAGAAGAAGGAGGAGCCAUGGGAGAAAGGAAAGUAUUGAACAAGUAUUAUCCGCCGGAUUUCGAUCCGGCGAAGAUUCCACGGCGGAGACAGCUCCCAAAUCAGCAGAUGAAAGUGCGCAUGAUGCUUCCUAUGAGCAUUCGUUGUGCUACUUGCGGCAAUUACAUCUAUAAGGGAACCAAAUUCAAUUCCCGCAAAGAGGACGUCGUUGGCGAGACCUACUUAGGAAUACAAAUCUUCAGAUUCUACUUUAAGUGCACAAAGUGCUCCGCGGAGAUUACAUAUAAGACAGAUCCAAAAAAUUCCGAUUAUACUGUUGAAUCAGGUGCGACUAGGAAUUUUGAGCCUUGGCGUGGCCAAGAUGAGGAAAUGGAGAAGGAGAAACAAAAAAGAGAUGCUGAAGAAAUGGGUGAUGCAAUGAAGUCAUUAGAAAAUAGAACCUUGGAUUCGAAGAGAGAAAUGGAUAUUAUGGCUGCAUUAGAUGAGAUGAAAUCGAUGAAGUCAAGACAUGCAACUGUGAGCGUAGAUGCAAUGCUUGAAGCUUUGCAGCGGGCAGAUGAGGCAAAGGCGAGGAAGCUGGAGGAAAAAGAUGAAGCUCUCAUAAGAUCAGUUUUUCAGGGUUCAAGAGAGAUAGUCAAAAGAAUCCCUGACGAAGAGCUUGAGGAUGAUGAUGAUGAUUUAGCUUUUUUUGCCCUUGAAAGUUCAGGGUCAGAAAACAAAACUCUUAAGAGGAGAAAGGUUUCUGAGGAACCUAAUGACAAACCCACCAAUUUUUUGACAAAAGACAGCUCUAUCAACAAAGAUAAAGCAUCAUCAAGUGAUGGUAAAAUCAUUUUCAAGUCCUCGUCAGUCAAAAUAUCCGUAGUUAAGACCCCCCCCCCCCCUCAGACUCCAACAGCAAGAAGACAGUAGAAGGAAACCAGCAAGAGGCAGAAAAGACUGGUGUGACAAGCAAUGGUCUAGUAUCGUUAUGUCAACAAUAUGAAAGUGAUGAAGAUGACUGAUUAAAUGAUUCCUGUAAGCUGUCAAUGUCCAUAUAUCCGCAACAAUAUUAAUUGCGGGGUGCCAUUUUCAUCGGGAAUGCUCUUUCUCUGGGCACUUGAAGCUUAAGCCUUGGUUCUCUGCAAAUCGCCAGUUUGUAGGUAUAAUGACUAUCCUCUUCGGUUCACACACCAAAUCUCUAGUUACUUUCGUCUGAAUUAUUCUUCUGACAAUCUGAGAGUCUUUUUUACUGCUCGACAGUUUCUUUUUUCUGAAGGAUUUUUUAACUUGUAGGUGAUAUUUUUGCAAAAGAGAUUUGCUGAGUUUAUAGUUAUUACAGGAAUGAAAUCUCCUCUUCUUUCCCCUCAUCCAACCACCCACCCACCCAGAAGAAGGAGCUAUUUUCAUUUUCAUUGAAAGAGUAGUGGUUGAGAGGAUUACAUUAUCCAUUUUUUCCUAGUUAAAAAGAAAAAAGAGAGGAGAAAAUUGCUGCCAUUUACUUUUUACCUGCUGGACGCUUUUGUCUUUCCACUAUUGGGUUUGCACUUUGGAGGAUCAAAAGCUGCUAUGCUCUUCAUGGCGGCGGAAAGUUCAAUUUUUCUUGAAUGAAUAUACAUAGCAGUUUUUGCAAAAAGUAACGUUUCCCUAUCUGUUUGUUUCCACUUAUUGGGGUUUGAACUUGAAUUAAUCGGAUUUGAGUUCAUUAAGUACAAUUUUUGUAACCAUUUAUUUGGUUAGAGCAUAACAGACUUCGUUUUCUCUGUCA